Messenger RNA from Humulus lupulus (European hop), 1559 nucleotides. RefSeq names its product transcription factor-like protein DPB. The record is from RefSeq and is a predicted model, not a curated record. Gene Ontology annotation, biological process: regulation of transcription by RNA polymerase II; regulation of cell cycle. Lineage: Eukaryota; Viridiplantae; Streptophyta; Magnoliopsida; Rosales; Cannabaceae. Gene Ontology annotation, cellular component: transcription regulator complex; nucleus. The transcript is spliced from 10 exons. Bases 134 to 1180 code for a protein of 348 amino acids. Gene Ontology annotation, molecular function: DNA-binding transcription factor activity, RNA polymerase II-specific; RNA polymerase II transcription regulatory region sequence-specific DNA binding.
AGCUUAGCUUUUGGAAAGAGUAGCAAAUACGGUCAUACGAGUUUGGGUAAGUGUGACUAAUUUCAUUUUCCCAGGAAAAAAAUGUUCAACGGAAAAUCGAUUGUAGUUGUUUCCCUAACUCACCGCCACCAACAUGGGCAACCGAACCCAGCCAACCACCCGAGCUGACGACGACGACGACCUACCUGGCCUAGCCACCACCGUCUCCGGCCAGUCGGUGUCCAUGAGUGGCAGUGUGGGUUCCCCCUCUAGCCGUAGCGAACAGACCAUGGCUACUCCCGCCAGCGACAACACUUUCCUCAGAUUGAACCAUCUCGAUAUUCAUGGUGACGAUGCCGGUUCCCAAGGGGCCGUUGGUAGCAAGAAGAAAAAGAGAGGUCAACGGGCUGUUGGGGGUGAUAAGAGUGGAAGAGGGCUCCGCCAAUUCAGCAUGAAAGUGUGCGAGAAGGUAGAAAGCAAGGGAAGGACUACUUAUAAUGAGGUUGCUGAUGAACUAGUAGCAGAGUUUGCUGACCCUGGCAGUAGUGUUACGACACCAGAUCAGCAACAAUAUGAUGAGAAAAACAUCCGGCGAAGGGUAUAUGAUGCCCUAAAUGUUCUUAUGGCAAUGGAUAUAAUAUCAAAGGAUAAAAAGGAAAUACAAUGGAAAGGCCUCCCUCGCACAAGCGUCAAUGAUAUUGAAGAAUUAAAGACAGAACGUCUUGGUCUGAGAAAUCGCAUUGAGAAAAAAACUGCAUAUUUGCAAGAACUGGAGGAACAAUACGUAGGUCUUCAGAACCUGAUUCAGCGUAACGAACAAUUAUACAGCUCUGGGAAUGCCCCAAGUGGGGGUGUAGCUUUACCUUUUAUUCUUGUGCAAACUCGUCCUCAUGCAACUGUUGAAGUGGAAAUAUCAGAAGAUAUGCAGCUGGUGCAUUUUGAUUUCAAUAGCACACCUUUUGAGCUCCAUGAUGAUAAUUAUGUCCUGAAAGCAAUGAAAUUCUGUGAAACAUCUUCCCAUGGGGAUGAUGAUGAAAUGGCACACAAUUUUACCGCAGAUGGGGGUGAGGGUUCUAGCCGGCUGAGCAUGUAUCAAACGCAAAUUCCCCCCCUGCCUUCAAUGUCAAACACACCUGUAAGGAAUCCAACCUCGCCCCCUCUUCCCGGGAUUCUGAAAGCUCGUGUUAAACAUGAGCACUAAAGAAUUAUAAGCUUGAUCAUCCUGGCCUUGGCUGAUAAUAUUAGAUUCUGUAUAUUGUGUAGAGUAAUUUACCAAGAAGUAAAUUGGCCAGCUCAUAGAAUUUUGAUAUAGGUUUAGGUGACAAGCAGAUCCCUCUUGAAUUGAUUUGGACUUGCAGUUGUAGGUGUGGCAGAUUCCUUGCUUCAUGUUGAUGCCCAUCAUGUUGUUAUUUGUAAUAUUGGUUUUAAGUCAUUUUUAUAACCACCCCCCCUCCCCUUCCCUUCUCUCUCCCUCUUCCUCUUGUGCCUUUUUUAGUGUCAAUUGUAGUAGAAAUGGUAUAAUGUUAGUCUCUCUCUGGAAGAUUGUCCAAUUAUAAAUAGAAUCACAGAAUUUAUCCAAA